Molecule: messenger RNA, 2139 nt
Organism: Alnus glutinosa
Lineage: Eukaryota; Viridiplantae; Streptophyta; Magnoliopsida; Fagales; Betulaceae
Product: probable leucine-rich repeat receptor-like protein kinase At1g35710
Exons: 2
Coding region: 1-2139 (712 amino acids)
Biological process (GO): protein phosphorylation
Molecular function (GO): ATP binding; protein kinase activity; protein binding
Source: RefSeq, a predicted model, not a curated record
AUGAAACCCUCUCUUUCCAUUUCCAUUGUGGUCGUAGCAUGUAUCUUGUUGUAUGGAACUUAUUUGGAUAGUGCCGCAUCUGAAUCAUCGGCACUAUCACUAGAAGCAAAGGCUCUGCUGGAGAGUCGGUGGUGGGGGAGUGCCAACACCAGCAACGUUCCUCAUUGUUACUGGAAUGGUAUUAUGUGCAAUACUAAUGGAAGCAUCAUUUGGAUUGCAAUGGCUUAUCAGCUCCAUUCUCCAGUUAAGUUAAAACUCAACUUCUCUUCCCUCCCUAAUUUAGUUCGCCUUGAUUUGUCGUUUAACGGCCUUAGUGGUCCAAUCCCUCCUACUCUCGGCCAUCUAACUAAUCUGAAAUAUUUGUACCUGCAUAAUAACAAUCUUAGUGGUCCAAUCCCUUCUACUCUAGGCCAUUUAACUAAUUUGAUAUAUUUGUUGCUCCGCAACAAUCGAAUCCAUGGUUCCAUUCCCCUAGAAAUAGGCAAUAUGGAGAAUUUGAGAUAUAUGUCCCUAAAAAAUAACAACCUUAGUGGUUAUAUCCCAGGAGAAAUGGGGAAUUUGAAGAAGCUGACCCAUCUCGUUCUCGAAUCUAACAAUCUCACUGGCUCAAUUCCUACUCAGCUAACCAAUUGCCAUUCGCUGGAGCGAUUGUUAUUGAGCAACAACUCCUUUCAUGGAAGUGUUCCCUAUGAGAUCCGACACCUUACUUUCUUGGCCACUAUAAACCUUAGUCAUAACUUUAUUAGUGGAAAAAUACCUCUUGAUCUAUGGGGUUUACCAGUUUUAGUGGUCUUGGAUCUUAGCUACAACAAUCUUUCUGGCAACGUACCCCUUUCUUUCACUUCUAUAACACAUAUCAACUUGUCAUACAAUUCUUUGUCUGGUCAAAUACCAGACAGUUAUCAAAAUCAUACAUCUGACACGUUAAUUGGCAACAAGGAUUUAUGCGGUGAUUUCGUGGGUUUCUCUCCUUGCCUUUCACUUUCCCCUCCUUCCCUUUCACAUUCCCUAGUCAGUAACAAAUCAGUUAUACCCAAAGUAAAAAUCAUUGCACCCAUUAGCAUUUUCCUUGGAUUCUUAGUUCUUGGGGGUUUUUGUUUUUUCCUGUCUAAACGUGUGGUUAAAAAAACCCAAUCUAUGUCAACAGAAAGAAAGAAUGGAAACUUGUUCUCGAUAUGGAAUUAUGAUGGAAAUAUUGCAUAUGAAGACAUCAUUCAAGCGACCGAGGACUUUGACAUUAAGUAUUGUAUUGGGACAGGUGGUUAUGGAAGUGUUUACAAAGCAGAACUACCUGGUGGAAAAGUAGUUGCCUUGAAGAAGCUUCAUCGCUUAGAGGCUGAGAAUCCAGCUUUUGAUAAGAGUUUCAAGAACGAGAUAAAGGUGUUAACAGAGAUUAGGCAUAGAAACAUUAUAAAGCUUUAUGGGUUUUGUUUGCAUAAGCGAUGUAUGUUUUUGGUUUAUGAGUACAAGGAAAGGGGAAGUUUGUUUUGUGUCCUAAACGACGAGAUUGAAGCUGUGGAAUUAGAUUGGAGCAAGAGGGUAAACAUCAUCAAAGACACUGCACACGCCUUAUCUUACAUGCAUCACGAGUGCAUCCCAACAAUUGUUCAUCGAGAUAUAUCAAGUAACAAUAUUCUAUUGAACAAUAAACUAGAGGCUUUUGUCUCUGACUUUGGCACUGCUAAAUUUCUUGAUCCGGAUUCUUCCAAUCAGACAUUAGUUGCAGGCACUUACGGUUACAUUGCCCCAGAGUUGGCCUAUACCAUGAAAGUUACUGAAAAAUGCGAUGUUUAUAGCUUUGGAGUGAUGGCAUUGGAAAUAUUAAUGGGAAGAUAUCCAACGGAACUCCUGACUUCAUUAUCAUCAUCGUCUUCUCAAAACGUGAUGUUAUAUGAAAUAUUAGACCAACGUCUAUCACCUCCAAAUCAUCUAGUUGCACAUGAUAUUUUCCUUGUUGCAACAAUAGCAUUUGCAUGUGUACACACCAAACCAAAGUCUCGGCCUAUAAUGAAAUGCGUGUCUCAAGAAUUUCUUUCUCGGAGGAAGCCAAUAGCCAAGCCUCUACAUGCAUAUUCACUAUGGGAGCUAAGGAACCAAGAGAUGUAUAUGGUUGGAUCUGGGGAUGAAACUCAAUUAUGA